AUGUUAAUUAAAAUAAGUUUUUUUCUAUUUAUCAUCUUUCAAUUAUCUUAUUCAUAUAAAACAAAUCCAACACCAUGGUUAUGUACAGAAUCAUUAAAUGAUACAACAAAUGUAUUUCCAUCAUGUUUACCCGGUUAUGUUAUUGAUAUUGAAAAUGUUAUAUAUGAAUCAACAAAUGAUAAUACAUGUUCUGGUAUAACAUUAUGUCGAAUAGAAAAUAAAAAUACAAUAUUAUUUUCAUGUAAUCAUAAACGUACAUGUCCUAUUAAUAUACAUAAUUUACAUUUUCAUAUUAAUAAAACAUGUAGUAUAACAAAAAGAUUAUUUAUUAAAUAUCGUUGUUUACCAAUAAUACAAGAACAAAAAGAUUAUUUAUGUGAACAAUCAACACAACGACGUUUACGUUUAGGUGAUAUUAAUUUAUCAUGUAUAAGAAAUUAUCGUUUAUAUAUAAUAAAAUCAUUAAUUGGUAUUAGUAUAAAACAACAAGAUGAAAUAAAUAAAAAUUCAUUUAAAUGUAAUAAAGAUACACAAACAAUUUGUAAUUAUGAUAUACCAAAUUCAUAUCAUGAUAUAUGUAAUAAUCAAUUAAAAGAUGGUAAUGAUGAUCAAUGUAAAAUAAAAUAUCAUGAACGACCAAUAUUAAAAGAUUGUCAAUAUGGAAUGUUAUCAAAUUUUUCAAUGGUUGAAUAUUUAUGCAUACCAGGUUAA
This is a messenger RNA of Rotaria sp. Silwood1, 711 nucleotides long. The record is from the annotation of a GenBank genome assembly. Lineage: Eukaryota; Metazoa; Rotifera; Eurotatoria; Philodinida; Philodinidae.